Messenger RNA from Clonostachys solani, 3273 nucleotides. The record is from the annotation of a GenBank genome assembly. Lineage: Eukaryota; Fungi; Ascomycota; Sordariomycetes; Hypocreales; Bionectriaceae.
AUGGUUGAUUCAUAUUGCUCCCUCUGCGGAGGCCCCUAUUGCCCGAUUCCUAAUAAUAACCCGGCGGCUUUGGAACACCCGCACUGGGCAGCGUUGGCUCGCUUGGUUCGCGGCCCCCAAGAUCCUCGCAGCCCCGAGGAGCCGGUUCUGACAGGCCUCGGUUACAUGACCUCCUCCUCCAAGCUGGUAGCCCCCGCAGAUCACACUGCCAGCUACAAAGAAACUGCCGGCAACGGUGGAUUGGCAGACUACGACGUCCAGGUUCGCCCUGGUACCGACAGGCCGUUUGCCUUUCACGAGGUUUGUUGGCAAAUGCUCUUGACGAAAAUCGGUGCCGAGGAGAACAAGCCCGACUGUAACCAAGUUGGAACUUGGCUUUUCCAUGUUCUCAAUUCGGUCCCCUGGACAAAGACCGGAGAUUUGAUCCCUCAGCACCGCUACUAUGGCGCCAUCAAGUUGCGUCAAGACGCGGCUUUACCAGAUAGGCCAGACUUACUGUUGGCGGAUCCGUCGCAGUAUCUGCCUCUUGCCAACGAUGGCCCACAGACAGCGACGUCCUCACACGAAUUCAAAGAGCAGUCCCUAAUCAAGCAAACAACGCGACCGGGCGACCCUUUCACGAAGCUGCCUCUGGAAGUGAUUUUUGACAUCUUCACUCUGCUACCAUUCAAGGAUGCAUGCGCCGCACGUCUUAGCUCUCGCCACUUAGCGGUCAUGGGCCAUAUGAAUAACCUCCCCCAAGGCUUUUGGGCUUCUCGGUUUUCGCCUGACCGAGAAAUGGGCUUUGUUUUCGCCGAGUUGCUCCCGCAAAAUGGUGCGGAUAGAUGGCUUCAUACUUAUCUGGACUGCAAGAAAACCUUGAAAGAAGGGAGCCACCAGAUGGCCUCCACAGAAAUGAACCAUCAGGAAGCCUUAGAAAGGGGCCAUCUCGCCUUUCUUAACCGUGGACGGAUCUGGCGAUGUCUCGAAGGGUUUGCCAUCACCCUGGACGCGCUUAUCACGCAUCACCGCAAGAAGCAGCCCAGCGAGGUUAUUGACAAUGCCUGCUUCCUGGGGCAGAAAAUCAGGUGUCCCGAAUUGCCUGAUCGAUUUGGGACCGAGCAAUUACGUGGCCGAUACGGGUUCCUAUUACCUGAUCCAUCUAGGGGCCUGAACCUAAGGUUUGGUGCUCGAUCACGAGAGCAGCAACAAUUCAUGUUACAGGAUGCGCUCCUUGUACAAGUAUCGGUCAUUCGUCUCGACUCAGCGACAUACAUUUCUGGCAUACGAACCACCAGCCGGGCGAAUGGAGACGGCGAACAAGUCGUUCAGGAAGCCGGUUUAAUGAUUCCAUCUAAUGUAACCUCAAUUGGUUUGUUGCCCGAGAGUACGAUCUCCUCGAUUGAUGUAUACUUUUCCCCUUCGGGUAUCCACGGCUUGAGAUUUUCAUUCACUCAUUCAACUAACACUGAGCAUGUGGGCGAUGAGCAUUGCUCCUCCAACACCGUCGGCAUGGCAAGACUGACAGCUCAGAGUGGUAUCGCAGGCAUCAUAGUCGGGUUUGAUUUAUACAAAGCUGUUUCUAUUCAGUUGCUUGAACAGCAGGUCGUCAACAGCUCACUCAUUGCUCCCAUCAGCGCAUGGAGCCCCUCGCUCCCGGAUACCGAAGUCACACAGCUUCUUCCACCAUUGGAACUCGCACCACAGACGGAAAACCGGUUCUCUGUCAAUCUAUACAUGCCCUUCGCUGGAGAGGAUGGGUCACGUUUAUCCUCACUUUGCAGGAUUACGGCGUUUAUGCAUGGGAAAUCGGGGUUUUUUGGAUUUCUCUUCACCUAUGCUGAUGGCCAAGAGUUUUGGUUUGGUCAACACGAAACGCUCCUGAACCUGGGCAUGUUUAAGUCAUGCGUUGAGCAGACCUUCUUAGUCAAUGGAGAAGCGGGGGAGCGUAUCAAUUCUUUUGAUGCCUCUCGUGGGGAUUCGGGACUCGGCAAUGGCCACAUUGUUGAGAGGAUUCAGUAUCCUAUCUGGGCCUUUGAGGAUCUAAAAGCCGAAAAGAUUCACGUUGAGCAACCUGGACAGCAAAGCUAUCGCAUGCCUAUUGAAUCCACAAGCGCGCCUUGUAUUACACCCGAUCUGGUUACUGAUAUUGGAUGGAUGCUACACGGUCAUGGCUCCUGCGGUAAUAUCGCUUCUCUAGAGAAUCUUCGGAUUGUCCAUGUCUCGCAGGGCGCAGAAGGUCGCUCACGUACUGGCGGCAACGUUUCUGGACUCCUGCUCGAAUAUCACCACGGUAAACAGAGCGCAGUAGUGGGACAGUGGAUGAAGGAGGUGGACGUCUUUAGCCUCCAGGAGAGUGAACGAGUUGUCGAAUUCUCCCUCUGGAUGAAUACCGGCCGUGAGAACUAUCGAGAAUCAGCUGACUUUGGCACGGUGACUGGUAUCGGAUUACUCACGUCUCUUGGACGACGCUUCGAAGUGCGGCCAGACAAGGCGGUACCACUACAAGAGACGCAUGUGCGCCACUAUUCGACUCAUUAUGAAGACUUGCGGAACAUCACUUGGAUAUUCAACUCCUAUAUGGAUGAAGUACAGAUUAGUCUUCAGCCCACGCUCGCACUGGGAGACGGCCAUCUUUGCUUAGCACACAGCAAGCGAAACUUUCGACCUAGAGAUUCAUCUGCGGGCGAUACUCGCAUCUACUUCGAUUUCAACAAUCCUAAGUUCGAAAACCCUGCAGCAAGGGAUGAAAUCAGGAUGACUUAUUACCAUGUCCGAGGACUGCUCUUCUUCCAGAAUGUUGAUCAGGAUGGAAAGAAGAUACCUGUUCAACAGGUACAGGUAACGGUCAAUUUUUAUGCGCUGGUUGGUAUUGAGUUUCAGUAUGCGGAUUCCUCCGUCAGCACCUACGGCACAAAGAAUGGACAUAGCUCUGUGCUGCGUUUAGACAUCAGCCGUAACGAACGUCUAUCUCACCUAGUAGUAUACAAGCAUGUCAAGGGACCUAUGGGAAUUGAGCUGCAUACCACGCUCAAUCAAAAAUUGACCGCUGGGCGAAGAAUCUUGGAUGUUACUUCCGUGGCAACAUUUCCUUUGGAACUUGGCAUCGGAACGCCUAGUAUCUAUGUUCCAAGGCUACCCCCGAAUCGGGUGGUGAAUCACGAUCUUCCGACCCUUGAUGCGGAGCAGGGCGUUCAAGGCUGUACUGGCAUAUGGGUCAUAACUCGGUGCAUAGGUUCUGACGCUAUGGAAGUUUUGGAUCUUGGACCAAUGUACUUGACCGGUCCAUGUUGA